Molecule: messenger RNA, 1692 nt
Organism: Kwoniella shivajii
Lineage: Eukaryota; Fungi; Basidiomycota; Tremellomycetes; Tremellales; Cryptococcaceae
Exons: 10
Coding region: 1-1692 (563 amino acids)
Biological process (GO): transmembrane transport
Cellular component (GO): membrane
Molecular function (GO): transmembrane transporter activity
Source: RefSeq, a predicted model, not a curated record
AUGGCACCGGCCAAAACCAGAAAGGAAGGAUCUUCUGAUGGUCAAGAUGGACAUCCAGAUUACUCGCUCAAUAUGAUCGACGAGGACUUGAUCCGUUCCGAAAACGACGAUAAACUCACCUUGUAUUUGUUUUUUCUGAUUUUAGCCGCCGCGAUAGCAGGAUUUCUUUUCGGUUAUGACACGGCUGUCGUAGGUGUGGCACUCCCAUUGAUUGGGACCGAUCUAGGCAGUGAAUUGUCUUCUGCUCAACAAGAGAUAGUCACUGCUGGUACGACAAUUGGUGCCAUAUUUGGCUCCGCCAUUUUGGGAUCGUUAAGUGACAAAUUAGGACGAAAGUGGUCUAUCACCAUCGCAGAUUUGUUCUUUACUGUAGGCGCUGUUUUGAUCGCAUGCAGCUACUCAUUAGCGCAAAUAAUUGUCGGUCGAGUUAUACUAGGUGUAGGAGUGGGAGGAGCAGCGGUUAUUGCCCCCAUGUACAUCACCGAGCUUGCCCCCACAGCAGUACGUGGUAGAUGUAUUGGCAUUAAUGCCUUGUUCAUUCCUGUUGGCCAAGUCGUAGCGGCAGGCAUCGGAGCUGGUGUACAGAAAAUGAAGCAUGGAUGGCGACUUCUCUUCGCUCUUGGCGUUGUCCCUUCUAUGGUACAGCUUUGCCUGAUGCACUGGCUGCCUGAAUCACCCCGAGUCUUGAUACUUCGCGGUAAAAAGGAAGAAGCCCGUCAAGUCAUGGCAAAAGUGUACAAAAAUGCUCCGGAAGCACAAAUCGAAUUCAAGCUCAGAGUAGCGGAAGAAUACGUUGCGGCCACCACCAGACUACAACGGGAGAUGACCCUUUCUCAACGUGUCCACAAACUCUGGACCACAAAAGCAUACAGGCGACCUAUCAUAACCGUCAGCGGACUGCAAUUCUUUGGACAGCUGUGUGGUUUCAACGCUCUUCUGUAUUACGCCGGAACUUUAUUCGGAUUACUCGGCCUGUCAAACCCCGCUCUGGGCGGUCUCAUCCCAUCUGGAGUCAAUGCGCUUUUCCUGAUCAUCGGUAUGUCUUUAGUGGACCGCGUGGGACGCCGUGGUUUGCUAGUGUGGUUUGGGCCUAUCAUGAUUGCAGGCCUUGUUUGGAACAUCGCUGCAUUCCAUCAUCUCUGUGAACCGACUGGGGGACUAUUGGACACCUCUUAUGUGUACGACAAGACCGCUGUAGGCAUCGUCAUCGGGGGAAUCGUGCUGUUCACCGCCGGCUUCGGUAUGACCUAUUCCCAUUUGGCUUGGUAUCAAUCCGAAUUUUUGGCGCUUGAAAUCCGAGCUUCCGGCUCAGCCAUUGCUACCACAACCUGUUGGAUCGCAAACCUCAUCGUCUCGGUGUCUUUCCUAUCAGAACUCGAAACACUUACUCCUGCUGGAACGUACGGUCUUUACCUAGGCUUUGUAGUGGCAGGAUAUAUUUUUGUCCUCUUCUGCUAUCCGGAAUCGAAGGGACUGUCCAUUGAUGAGAUCGCGACUGUAUUCCACGAAGGUUUUGGCAUUAAAAAAUCGGUUGAGAUGCGCCAGGCAAAGGCCGAGCUCCGCGCCAAGUGGGCGAAGGAGAAGGAUGGAGGAGUUCAUGACUCAGCCAAGAAAGCGAAGGAGACUGCACAUCUCGAGUUCGCUCCCCGAAUUACCCGGGGUUUCAGGGAUGACAACGACAAUCAGGCCUGA